Parnassius apollo (apollo) is the source of this 714-nucleotide messenger RNA. Lineage: Eukaryota; Metazoa; Arthropoda; Insecta; Lepidoptera; Papilionidae. The record is from the annotation of a GenBank genome assembly.
AUGGAAAACAAACAUCUUUGUAUUGCCUGCAAAGAUUUGCCACCACCUCCUAGUGAAAGAGAAAAGUGUUUAUGUAUGCACUGUGGGCAAGAAUACCAUUUAAAAUGUUUGAAUAUGGAUAAGACUGCUUUCUUUAAAUUAGACGGUCAAACUAAAUCUAAAUGGAAAUGCCCAACUUGCUUUAAUGUAACAAAUCGACGCAAGGGAGAUAUUUCGAAUACACCAGUUAGAAAAUCAGUGCCAUUUAAUGAUUCAAUAAUGUCCUGCGACGACUCUCUUUCUGUUGAACACUCGGAAACUUCACUAUAUCCUAAACCAUCAACUUCUAUGUGCCCUUCUCUAGGACAAGAAGUUACAUUAGAGAGUAUAGCCAGACUUCUAGAUAUGAAACUCGAUGUUAAAUUAGAUGAAAAAUUUGAAUCACUCAAAAAAUCAUUCUAUGUUAAUAUGAAAUCAUUAAUCAAAACGGAGAUUGUUACAGCCAUUGAUCAAGUCAAAAUUGAAUUUACCGAAACUACAGACUUUCUACAUCAGGGGCAAAAAGAACUCAAGUCAAAUAUUGAAUCUGCUGAAAUAAAAGUCAAGGCACUAGAAAGAACGAAUGCCGAUCUAACAAGCAAAAUGAGUAUACUGCAUCGUCGUUUGGAAUCCAUGGAAAAAAAUUUCACGCAGUCACAACGUGGAGAUUCAAGCAGUCCCCGAAAAACGGAAUGA